Thermochaetoides thermophila DSM 1495 is the source of this 300-nucleotide messenger RNA. RefSeq lists its product as uncharacterized. The transcript has a single exon. The record is from RefSeq and is a predicted model, not a curated record. The coding region runs from base 1 to 300 and encodes 99 amino acids. NCBI's taxonomy places the organism in Eukaryota, Fungi, Ascomycota, Sordariomycetes, Sordariales, Chaetomiaceae.
AUGGUUUCGGCGCCGGGUCCGGGUCCGAGAUCGGCCCCACUAACUACCGGCUCUUCCUACGGAGACGGUUUGAGAAUUCCCGAGGAAUGUCACUACCCAAUCAACACUACUGCUCCGCAGAAUGCCUCAGGAUACUACUCGAAUUACCGCCCGGCCCAGUACCAGCCUUUUCAGGAAGACGAGCGGCUGGACGAUGAGGAGGGUGUACUUGAUUCGGUAAUCAAGUUUACCAAGGUUUUGGGGGAGAAGCUUAGCGAGGCGGAAAGCGAGGUGUGGAGGAGGAUUAAUGGAGAUAACUAA